Molecule: messenger RNA, 606 nt
Organism: Coffea arabica (coffee)
Lineage: Eukaryota; Viridiplantae; Streptophyta; Magnoliopsida; Gentianales; Rubiaceae
Molecular function (GO): protein binding
Source: RefSeq, a predicted model, not a curated record
AUGGCAGAUCCGCCAAAGAAAGCUUGGAAGCAAAGCACGGUGCUUUCUGAUCUUCCUGAAGAAUUGCUGGCUGAGAUUCUGUCAAGAUUCCAAGUCAGGACCCUUCGCAAGUUAAGGUUAGUAUGCAAACAAUGGUACAACCUCUUGUCAAACCUUGAAAUCUUCUGGACUUUACACCACGAAAAAUCCCAGAAAAAUCCAGUGCAUUUUUAUUUGAGCCAAAAGCACGAGAAAGAGGGAACCGGGUGUGUUACCUCCUGCAAGAUACGUGGUGUAGAUGGGAAUGGAGUUGUCACGUUCGACCAUUCUCUUCCUUCACUUGUACAUGGGCGGGAUGAUCGUCGGGAAAUUUAUGAAAUAGUUCCAUCAUUUUCACUACAAUGCCGAGAUUUUAUAUGGUUAUCAAGUCCAGAUAUGUUUUAUAUAUAUAAUCCUAAUAUUCCAAAACUCAUCGACUUGCCAGAGGUCACCCCCAAUAUUGACAAUUCGAACUGGAUGGCAGGGGGUAUUGGAUUCGAUCCCACCCAUGGUUCGAAGUCUCGGCCGAGACCGAGACGACUCGGCCGAAUCGUCACCGUCUCGGCCCCUACCGAUACGAUACCGUGA